Aspergillus ruber CBS 135680 is the source of this 2165-nucleotide messenger RNA. RefSeq names its product PP2C family serine/threonine-protein phosphatase. Gene Ontology annotation, molecular function: cation binding; protein serine/threonine phosphatase activity. The record is from RefSeq and is a predicted model, not a curated record. The coding region runs from base 165 to 1820 and encodes 551 amino acids. Lineage: Eukaryota; Fungi; Ascomycota; Eurotiomycetes; Eurotiales; Aspergillaceae. The transcript is spliced from 2 exons. Gene Ontology annotation, biological process: protein dephosphorylation.
GCCGUCGCAACACUCCGUCGUAUGGAGGCUCGGGCCGCAAAUUCAUCCUCCCCGCCGCAAAGAAUGGGAAAGUGAAGGCUCUCCUUUCUUCAACCACACUGCGUUCUUGCCACUAGCCUCUCAUUUUGCUACCAUAAUUGAUCUAUUUCAAUGUCUCGACAUUAAUGAGUCUGUCCUCUGCGAAGCGAGCGACUGUCCGGGUUCGCGCCUUGGCGGACAGUUCUUGUUUCAUAUCAACUUCCAAGCGCAAAUACAGUACACCCCAGGUUAAAAGACGGCCAGAGUUUCACGACUACUUCGUCACACAUCUCCCCUCAUCGUCGCUCCAUCCCGAUCCUCGAGGCCCGCUCGCGCCCUUUCAUAAACUCCCUCGUUCGGAGUCAGUACCUCAUACCGGAGAGAUCUCGCAUUCGCCUGCGUCGUUCCAGGCUCUGACAAACCGCGAAGCCACCGUUGUCCGAAUUCCACUUCGCAGCGCGAAACAUCAUUUCGGCGCCUCGAGUUCUCGGGGUACUCGUCGGUCAAAUGAAGACACACACCAGGCCGGUGUGAUUGAUUUGCCCGCGUUUGCGAAUCGACCACCGGCGUCGCUUACAAUCAGACGAGGGGCUGGUCCUGGGCCUCGUGAGAAUCGCGCGGCAGACAGUGCCAGCGGUGAUCCGCAGGUCUUCUACUUCGGAGUCUUUGACGGACACGGUGGGACGGAAUGCAGUACGUUCCUUAAGGAGAAUCUACAUGAAUACAUCCAGAACACAGCUACAGAAUUUGAAUUGCGGUCGAGUCUGAGGGACAAGGGGGAGGAGGGAUCGAAAGAGGAGCCCGAGACUCUGCCCAUUGUCCAGGGAGCGAACCGGCAACUAAUUGGCGAGCUAGAAAAGGAGCUCGUGAAGAAUUGGCGGAGUCUUGUUGGGGGUUACUUCAAAAGAUUUAUCCCGCCUCACUUCUCCUAUUUCGGACGAGAUGAUGUUGCAGAGCAGACUGACAGAAAGUCUCGCAAAGAGGGCGUCACCAUCGAAGAAGUGAUGGAAUAUGCCUUCCUACACGCGGACUACGACUUUGUGUCAGCACAAGCGGCGAGACGGGACAAUGAACUAGUAAAGGCUGGCCAACCUCUACAGCAAGACGAGAUCCUCUACGGUGCAGACCAUCCGGCGACGAACAAGAAGAUCUCAGGCAACACCCGCUUCAAGGGCGGAAGCACCGCCAGCGUCGUGCUCAUCUCCACCCCGACCCCAGCACCGUUCUGGUACCCGACCACGUCGUCUAGCUUGUUGGUAUCGCAUGUAGGCGACACAAGGAUGCUGUUAUGUUCCACGGUCACCGGCGAAUCUAUCCCUCUGACUUCAAACCACCACCCAUCCUCACCGCCCGAGGCGGCCAGACUCCGUCGCUACGCCACGACAUUCGUGACCGACUCGUUCGGCGAGGAACGCAUGAGCGGUCUAGCCAACACCCGUUCCUUCGGAGAUGUCCAAUCCAAACGUAUCGGUGUCUCUGCAGAGCCCGAAAUUUACCGCCUUGAGAUGGCCCCCGCGGAAUUCUCGUUCUUGGUCCUCAUGACCGACGGUAUCAGUGGAUCUCUCGACGACCAGGAAAUCGUCGACAUCGUCAAGGAGGCUCGUACACCGGAAGAGGCGUCCAAGGACGUCGUCAGCUUUGCAACUGAAGUCACCAAAACCGGAGACAAUGCCACCUGCCUCGUUGUCCGUUUAGGCGGAUGGGAACGCCGGCUGGAAGGCGGGCUGGGAAGCAUGGGGACGAAGGAGUCUCGCGAAUGGCGUAGGCAGGAAGCUACUGAUCCGCGCAGGUCACGGACAUGAUGAUUGAUAUUUCUAAGGUAUCUAUGGUUUGCUUUUCUUUGCUUUGUUGUACAUAGUUCCCUGGUGUCAUCUUCGGUUCGGUCAUUGGUCAUUGGUCAUCGGGUUUUGUUCUUUUCUUUUUAUUUGUUGUACAUAUAAAACUGAUAUUCACAAGGCUUUGCUGGCUUUCUUUUGUUUGAAUGUCGAGUGCCACCGGGUUUAUGGAAGGAGAUUAAUAUAACGGGAAGGCCAAUAUUUGCAAACAAAAACAUAUGUUCUUUUUCGUUUUUUGGGCUAUUCUACGUUUUCUUCUGUGUACCAACAAUGUACCACCUUCGACCCGGAAAUUUUACAAUGAGCUGUAGC